Molecule: messenger RNA, 1889 nt
Organism: Morus notabilis
Lineage: Eukaryota; Viridiplantae; Streptophyta; Magnoliopsida; Rosales; Moraceae
Product: CTD small phosphatase-like protein 2
Exons: 8
Coding region: 395-1594 (399 amino acids)
Molecular function (GO): phosphoprotein phosphatase activity
Source: RefSeq, a predicted model, not a curated record
CUUUCUAAUGGAGAGGCGUGUCAAUAAAAACCUUGCAAGUAGAGCGACGCGCCAACAGCGACGAGUUUGUGAAUAUUGGUUCUGAUUUCUGAACUCCAUAGAAAGAAAUUAUUCAAAAAUAUUUGCAGAAACAAAUUUCGUAUAAAAUCUAUUUUUUUCCCCUUCUCACCAUCUUUUUUUCAGACAAAUAAUUUUCGUUUUCGAUCCCUCCGAGUUUUCCCUCUCUUUUCGCAGCGUUUGGAGGGAAAAAGCACCUCCAAAAACCCAAAACCCAAACUCUCUGCUUUGACUGCUUUUCUGAUACUCCUUUUCCAGAGCUCGAUUUUCGGCUCAGUGCAGUCUUGAACUGCUGCUUGUUAGUCCCUCUGAAGAUUAGCGUGUUCUUCUGAAAGAAAUGCAAACCAAGAAAAAGGGUUCUGGAAGAGCAGCUGCUCGAGAGAAUGCUGGAUCAAGGGUUUCGAGGGCUUCGAAGAAAACAACACAUGUGAAAGAACCGGAGAAGAAAGUUACUGACCUGAUUACAUCUUCAGCUAGAAAGCAGAAUCUUGCUGGCACUUUGCUAAAGAAGAACGGGCAACAUGCUACAGAGACAAAUUUGGAUAACAAAUGUAACUUGGUGCGUGAUGAGAUUUCUGAUGCCUGUUUGGGUCAUGAUGGAAAUCAUGAUGAUUCCAUGGAUUAUAAGGCUUGCAGUGAUGAAACGGCUGAUCACGUGCUGGAAAAUAUAUUCUCUCCUACCUUUCAUAUAGCUAAACACGCUGAUGGGGAAACAACCACUGAAGAUGUAGAGGGAGCAACUCUUUCGUCUGAAGUUUCAGCUAUAUAUCUUGCCAUGAAAAAUUCCAAGUUAGAAUGUGUCGAUGAACAUGGCCAAGAUCCUAUGUCAACUGAUGGUUAUGCAGAGGAUGGUGACUAUGAGGAAUUUGAUGACUUUGAUCCGUAUUUGUUCAUAAAGAACUUACCUGAUUUGUCAUCAGUCGUUCCAACUUUUCGGCCCAUGUUGCUGCCAAAACAGACACGGAGUUGCCCUCCUACUACUCUCGUUUUGGACUUAGAUGAAACGCUGGUGCACUCCACACUUGAACCUUGUGAUGAUGCACACUUCACAUUUCCUGUAAAUUUUAACCUUCAGGAGCACACAGUCUAUGUCCGGUGCCGUCCUCAUCUCAGAGAUUUCUUGGAGAGAGUUUCGAGUCUCUUUGAGAUUAUUAUAUUUACAGCUAGUCAAAGUAUUUAUGCAGAGCAGCUUCUGAAUGUGCUUGACCCAAAAAGGAAGAUAUUUCGCCAUCGUGUUUAUCGUGAUUCUUGCGUUUUUGUGGAGGGGAAUUAUCUCAAGGAUUUGUCAAUUCUCGGUCGUGAUUUAGCACGUGUUAUCAUAAUCGACAACUCUCCACAGGCGUUUGGAUUCCAGGUGGACAAUGGAAUACCAAUUGAAAGCUGGUUUGACAAUCCUUCAGAUAGAGAAUUGCUUUUAUUGCUUCCAUUUUUGGAGAGCUUGGUUGGAGUUGAAGAUGUUCGACCACUUAUCGCGAGGAAGUUCAACCUCCAGAAGAGAAUAUCUGCUGCUGUUUAUCCUCUAAAUUCAUUCAAUUAGAGCUGAUCCUUUCUAAAGCUAAACUUUCUAUGUGAAAGACCAGUUUAGAGCCAGAUGUCUGGGGUUUCCCCUGUACUUUAGACAUUUACUUUUGGGGGCUCCACUUUGUUGUGAAAUUAUGCUGUUUCAACUGAAGAAUAGGAAGGAAGACUGAGUUAGGAUCAAAGGGUAUUUACCAUUUGUCAGCAACUGGUACUUCCCAUACAAGGAAGAUGCAUAAGCGCUUGCGUCUUUGAUAGUUGAUCAAUUAGAAAUAAAACCCAAAUAAUUUAAAGGAUUGUUUGCAUCAUAUUCA